Molecule: messenger RNA, 2072 nt
Organism: Chionomys nivalis (European snow vole)
Lineage: Eukaryota; Metazoa; Chordata; Mammalia; Rodentia; Cricetidae
Gene: Ccdc154
Product: coiled-coil domain containing 154
Exons: 17
Coding region: 1-2055 (684 amino acids)
Biological process (GO): bone mineralization involved in bone maturation
Source: RefSeq, a predicted model, not a curated record
AUGUCAGCAAGGUUAAGGAACUACUGUGUCCCUGUGCGUGAGCUUGCUAGGUGCCUCCUUCUGUUGCUAGCGGACAGCCCCUCACUGGGGCUUUCACCUUCACAACUGAACACUGUCACGCUCGAGGACCUGGAGCUUCUCUUAACAGAAGGCCUAGCCAGUCCCGAGCCCUUGGGUGUGGAUAACUCAGAGAGGUAUGAGUGCAGUGGCCUGGCGUCCAGCUGUGUAGUCCCUGAACACGACACCCCUAAGCAGCGGAAACAGCUGGAUCAGUGGGUAGCUGAGCUGCAGGCUGAGGUGGUUCACCUGAGGACACACAGGGAACGCUGUGAGCAUGCCACACUGGGCCUGCUUCGUGAGCUGCUGCAGAUUCGUGCUCGUGUGCAGCUCCAGGCCUCAGAGCUGCGCCAGCUGAGGCAGGAAGUGCAACAAGUGGCCUGGAGCCCCGAGAAGGAGGCCUUAGAGCUGUCUGGGCCCCAGAGCCAGAACCAGAUACAAGCCCUGGAUAAAAGGCUGGUGGAGGUCCGAGAGGCUUUGACACAGAUCAGGAGGACACAGGUGCUACAGGACACAGAGCGGAAAUGUUCCGAGCAGGAGAUGAACCUCAGGCUGACCAAGCUGACUGACUUGCUAAGGCAAGAGGAGCAGGGCCGGGAAGCAGCCUAUAGCACCCUGCAGAGGAACCAAGAGGACACUAACCAAAAAGUGGACCGUGGGUUGUCCAAUAUGCAGGACCAGGUGACUAAAUUCAGCGAGGAUAUGAGCAUCCGCUUCCUAAAGAGGGAGGCCAAAUUGUGCAGUUUUCUUCAGAAGUGUUUCCUGGCCAUGGAGCAGAGAAUGAAGUCUUCAGAGAGCACACGCCUGAUGGCAGAAAGCAGCCUUCGAGAGGAACUGGAAAGCCGCUGGCAGAAGCUACACGAACUGACAGAGGAGCGCUUGCGGGCCCUGCGGGCACAUCGUGAGGAGGAGGAGGGUCACCUACUGGAGCAGUGCCGGGGCCUGGACAAAGCUGUAGUCUACCUGACCAAGUUUGUGCGACAGAACCAGGUGUCACUGAAUCGUGUCCUGAUGGCUGAGCAGAAGGCCCGAGAGGCCAAGGUGAGCUUGGAGGAGAGCCAGGCCGGAGAGCUGGCCUCGUACAUCCAGGAGAAUCUGGAGGCUGUGCAGACGGCAGGCAAGCUAGCCCAGCAGGAAACUCAGGGUGCACUGGAACUGCUUCAAGAGAAGAGCCAGGUCCUAGAAGGGUCAGUGGCAGGUCUGGACCAGCAGCUGAAGGACCUGAGUGACCAUUGUCUAGCUCUCAGCUGGAAGCUAGACCUGCAGGAGCAAACACUGGGUGUGAAGCUGUCCCAGGUGCAGGCUGCAUGGGAAGGUGUAGAGAGGGAGUCCCUGCAGAAUCUGGUCCAGUGGCUAAAAGAGGUCUCAGCUCACUUGCAGGAGGUGCAGGAAAAAGUGAACAACCUGCCCCAGCAGAUAGAAAAUGUCUCCAACAAGUGUGUUCUUCACAAGAGUGACGUGGACCUGAGGAUCUCUGCCGAGGGCAAGGCCAGAGAGUCUGAGGUUGAGGCUGUGCGACAGGAGCUAGCCACCCUGCUGAUGUCUGUGCAGUUUCUGAAGGAGGAGAACCCCGGACGGAAGAUUGCGGAGAUCCAGGGCCAGCUGGCCACGUUUCAGAAGCAAAUAAUCAAGUUAGAGAACAGCCUCCAAGCCAACAAGACCAUCCAGAACCUGAAGUUUAAUAACGAGACCAAGCUGCGGGCAGAAGAGAUCGCAACCCUGCGUGAGAGCAUGCUGAGCCUGUGGAGUGAGGAGGGCCCCUGGCCGCUGACACUGGGCAGCAAGCGGGUGUUCAUGUCCCUGGUGAGGCAGCGGUUCUUCAUCAAGGACAUAGCCCUGAGCGAGAUGGUCCCUGUGAACUCCUGGGGCGUGUAUCAGGCUGUGAGGUGGCUUCAGUGGAAGACAAUCCUCUUGAACCUGGUGGCCCACCAAAGGGCAGGAGCAAUCUUUGCGAUGACCUGCUGGAAGCCUGAACCCAAGAUCCUGUCCCAGAAAUAAAGAUGCCAGUUCUUGUA